CAGCUCCAACCUUUAUCCAACAGAAACAGAAUUGAUGGACAAAACAGAGGUUGGAGUAGAAGAAUCUGGAUUAAAAUGUGAAGAAAAUAAACAAAUGAAGCAACUUUUAACCAGACUUCAUCUUCUGGAAAAGCAGGAACUAAAAAUGAAAACCUCAGAUGUUCUUCAACUAACUUCUCUUUCAUUACAUUGCCAAGAACCGUGUGAAGAAAAAGAUCUGGUUCAAACUUUCCUACAAAGGUUGUUAAUGAUGGAUUACAGAGCAAGAUACAUCACCACCAAAAAAGAAGCCACUGAUUUAGACCCUCCUUCUGCAGAUACAGAUGAAGAAGAAAUUGAUGAACUUGAUGAACUUUUCUGCAAAAAACAUUCAUCCUUUGAUAGUGACAGUGUAAAAAAUCCUACCCAUCCCAUGGAUCUUCAGAUGGCGGUGUUCCACUGCUCAGACAGUUUCCUGAAGCAACUAAUAGUGACUAAACUCUCUCAGUGUCGGUACGCUCUGCCUCUACUGGUGCCAAAUCCAUUUACUGGAAAGAUCGAGUUUCCUCUGUGGACAUUUCAGGAUAUUAUUCAAAGUUGGAAAACCACUGGCACUUCUGGUACCAAGAUCAGUAAAACCCAGCAUGUUUAUGAAGCAGAAACUCCAAUGGUGACGUUCUUCAGGUUAGGAGACGUGUCCUUUUCCAAGUCUCAGCUGAUGAACAGCUUGAUCAAUGAGAAGCAUCAGACGUUCUUCCACAGACACUGUCGUGGCAGCAUUAAAAACAGUCUACUGAUGGAUGGAGUUGUGGAGAUUGCUUGGUACUGUCCAUCUGGAAAGGAAACUGAUCAUUUUACUGACUGUGUUGCUUUCUGUAAUCUACACGGUGAUGCAGAAACCAGUAAAGAACAACUGGAUAUUCUGACUGAAAUGUCGUCUGUAAAUGUUGUUCUUCUAUCUGAUCCUAAAAAUGAAAGAAAUAAGGAGAUGCUACAGAAGCUUGUAAAAAACCCCAAACCACUCAUCUGUCUCCUUUCUGAGGAUCAAUCAGGUGUCAGUAAGAUUAAGACUAGAAUAUACAGAAUUGGUCUGAAAGACAGAAACCAAUCAGAUGUAUCUGAGAACCUCAGAACAACCAUCACAGAGUGUCUGUCCAAGUCAUCUUCUGUUUUUAAACUUGAAAAUCUACACAAAAACAAUGAGAUCAGCACAGAUGAAGAUGAUCCUGAAUGCAGGAAAGGAAAAGAAGCUGCACUAGAGAUAAUAAAACAGCUGGAAGGGAUUGAAAUAUCCACAUUAAAGGAAACACACCUGCCCUGUCAAGGGAAGCUCUGGUAUGAGUGGUGUCAGAUAAACAAAGACUCACAUCGACUUCAAGGAAACAAUUUAGAAAUGCAAAAGAGUGAAAAACAAACACAAAUGAAACAAAUCCGUGAACAGCAACAAGAAAAUGGAGUCUCAGGCUUUAUGAAGAAAUUUAUUUCCUCACUGAAUUAUUUAUCAGGAAAUGAAAAUUUGUUUUUUAUUAAAUGGCUCGAGAUUCUACUGGACAAACAAACCUCAGAUGAUCUUUCAGAUCUUCAUCACAAGUACAAUGAAACAUGGACAAGGGUUUUAGACCUCAAAAAGAAACGUGAUAAAUCAGGAAAGAUAAAGUCUGAGCAAACAGAACUUGAAGAGAUAUCUAAAAAACUAAAUGCAGCAAUAUUUGGUCUGGAACACAUCUUCAGAGAGAUGGGUCAGAUAUAUGAGUCAAAUAUGUCCAUACAAACCAGUAAGAAAACCUUUGAAGAAAGCCUCUCCAAUCUUCCUAAACUUGCUGCAGAACUCAUAAAAUCUGGUCUUCCAAUGGAGCUGAUGGAUGGUGAUGCUGCUCAUGUUCCUCUGAUUUGGGUUUCUGCAGUUCUAGAUGAACUCAUUAAGAAACUGGGAGACCAGAGAGUCUUUGUUCUGUCAGUUCUAGGGAUUCAGAGCUCUGGAAAACCCACCAUGCUGAAUGCCAUGUUUGGACUCCAGUUUGCUGUCAGUGCUGGAAGGUGCACCAGAGGAGCUUUCAUGCAGCUGGUCAGAGUAUCAGAGGAGAUGAAGGAGCAGCUGAAGUUUGACUACGUUCUUAUUGUAGAUACAGAAGGUUUUAGAGCACUUGAGCUUGCAGGAAAAUCCACUCACCGUCAUGACAAUGAACUUGCAACAUUUGUUGUAGGUCUUGGAAAUCUGACUUUGAUCAACAUAUUUGGUGAGAACCCUACUGAGAUGCAGGCGAUUCUUCAGAUUGUUGUUCAGGCCUUGCUGAGAAUGAAGGUCAAACUAAAUCCCAGAUGUAUGUUUGUCCAUCAGAAUGUUGGUGACAUCACAGCUGGAGAGAAGAACAUGGAGGUUAGGAGACAUCUACAGGAAAAACUGGAUAAAAUGACAAAAUUAGCUGCUAUAGAGGAAGACAGUGAAGCUGAGUGCUUCAGUGAUGUUAUUGCUUUCAAUGUACAAGAUGAUGUUCAGUAUUUUGCACAGCUCUGGGAGGGCAGCCCACCAAUGGCUCCACCAAACCCCUCAUACAGUGAAAAUGUUCAGAAGCUAAAGAGAGCUAUUUUCACAAAUGCUACCAAGUCUCAUAGUAUGAAACUCUCAGAGUUUAAAUCCCGCAUCAGUGAUCUGUGGAAGGCUCUACUGAACGAGAACUUUGUUUUUAGCUUCAAAAACACACUGGAGAUUGCAGUCUACAGAAAACUAGAAACUGAGUUUGGAAAAUGGACCUUGUCCCUCAAAAGUGCCAUGUUAGAACACGAAGAAAAACUGCACAGCAAAAUUAAAAAUAGAGAACUACAAAAGAUUGAGAACAAAGACCUUUAUGCUCACAUGAAGACGACCAAAGAAGUAGUGGAGAAAUCAAUGAAAUGUUACUUUGAAAAGGACAAGGACAAAGACAUUUUAAUUCAGUGGAAAGUGAGAUGUGAACAGAGAAUUAAACAACUUCUUGAAGAUCUUGUUAAAAAUGCAAAAACAAACCUGAAUGAUUUUCUUCAACAGCAAAAAGCUCGAGAAACUUUUGAUCACAAAAAGACAGAGUAUGAUGAAAAGCUCUUCAAUAUGAGUAAAGCACUUGCUCUGCAACUAAAAAGCACAGAAACUGAUGAACGAGUCCUCAGACAGGAAUUUGAUAAAGUGUGGAACAAAUGGGUCUCUGAUCUAACACAAGACACACCUGUAGAGAAACCUUUUGAUGUUUGGGAGGAUGUGAUACAGAUUCUAUCUGAAGGUAAUGAACAAGCUGCUGUGUAUGAGCGAAUAUCUCAGGAAGAUUACACAAAGAUACACAGACUGGGAGAUUAUUCAUGUUACAUUUUAAAAACAAUAAAAAUCAUUCCUUUUGAAGACCAGGAGUCAGUGAGGAACCUAAUCAACAAUGUCAUCCAAGAAUCUGAGAAUUUAAUCAAGAAGAUCUGCAGCAAAAUUACAGGACUGGGAUACAAAAAAAGCUACAUUCAGGAAAUAACUGAUGAUGUUAAACACAAAGUUGAGAAAUAUCACAGUGAGAACAAGACAAUAAAGUUAAAGAAGGAAUUCACUCUGGAUCUCUGUCUUUAUGUGUGUAAACUUGCAAAUCCUGAAUUCACCAAGAUCCACCAACAGUUUUUAGAUCAAAAUGAUGUAAGAAAGUAUCUGGAAAAGCAGAAACCACAAUAUUACAGCGUCUUCCAAAACUACUGCAGAGGAGCAACAACCACAACAGUUUUUGGUGAACUUGUCUACAACAAUCUUGUACCAGCCAUCCUGGAAGCAGCCUACAAUAAAACUGCUAUUGAUCUGACAUCACAGAUGAGAUCAGACAUGCCAGAGUUUAAUGGUAACAGGUCACAGCUUGAGAAACACAUCCUGAAAUCUCUGGCAGAGCAGGAGAACUUUGAGAAGUACAUGGAGUACAUCAACCGUCCCAAGAAACACUUUGAACAGUUUAUUACAGAAAAUGUUGAUAAAUACAUCACUGAAAAUAACAGCGAGGUUCUGAAUAUUCUCAAAGGAAAUCUGAAACACAAAGAGCAGAAAGUGAUGAACGCUGUGAACAUCACAACUGAAGAAGUGAAGAACAGCAGUGGUGAUGCAAACAUGUGGCUGAGAAGUUUGAAGAAUUUACUAACAGAUGAGCUGAACUUAAAAGAAAUAACCUGCACUGGUCUGGAGGAAAUUACAGAUUUAGAUUUACUUCAGCAGGUUGUGUGUGAAGGUCUCACAAAAAUGAUGUCAGAACAACAGAAAAGCUUCAGCAGUGUAACAGACAUCAACAUGGAGAAGUUCAGGAAGAAACCAGAUGAGAUUCUGAUUGAACAUCUCUGUAAGUGCUGCUGGGUUCAGUGUCCAUUCUGUAAAGCCAUCUGCACCAACACGAUGGAGGAUCAUGAUGGAGAUCACAGUGUCCCCUUCCACAGAGUAGAUGGAAUCAUAGGAUGGUACUACAGAUACACAACAAAUCUCAGUGCUGAUAUUUGCACAACUUUAGUACAAAGUGAUAAAUAUUUUAACCCCCAUCAUGGUACAGAUGAUUUGGUACCCUGCAAAAAAUACAGAACAGCAGGAGGAGAAUAUGCUAAGUGGAGCAUCACUCCUGAUAAUUCAGAGCUCCCAUACUGGAAGUGGUUUGUGUGCAGAUUCAAAACAGACCUGGAAAAGUACUAUAGCAAAACAUUCCAGGGACACGGAAAAAUUCCCUCUGCAUGGAGAAACUGCACAAAAAAAGAAGCUAUACAGUUUAGAUGAACACAUCUGGGGAAUUACACACACACACAAUAUACACUAUAUUGCCAAAAGUAUUUGCUCGCCUGCCUUCACACGCAUAUGAACUUGAGUUCAUCCUGAAAAACUUACCAUAUAGAAGCACUUUGUAGUUCUACAAUUACUGACUGUAGUCCAUCUGUUUCUCUAAAUACUUUUUAACCUGCUUUCACCCUGUUCUUUAAUGGUCAGGACCCCCACAGGACCACCACAGAGCAGCUAUUAUUUAGGUGGUCGAUCAUUCUCAGCACUGCAGUGACACUGACAUGGUGGUGGUGUGUUAGUGUGUGUUGUGCUGGUAUGGGUGGAUCAGACACAGCAGCGCUGCUGGAGUUUUUAAAUACAGUGUCUACUCACUGUCCACUCUAUUAGACAAUUAGUAUGUAAAGUCAGAGAUGAUCACUCAUCUAUUGCUGCUGUUUCACUCAUCAGUGGUCACAGGACGCUGCCCAUGGGGCACUGUUGGCUGGAUAUUUUUGGUUGGUGGACUGUUCUCAGUCCAGCAGUGACAGUGAGGUGUUUAAAAACUCCAGCAGCACUACUGUUUCUGAUCCACUCAUACCAGCACAACACACACUAACACACCACCACCAUGUCAGCUGAGAAUGAUCCACCAUCUAAAUAAUACCUGCUCUUUGGGGAUCCUGACCAUUUGAAGAACAGGGGGGUAACAAAUCAUGCAGAGAAAUAGAUGGACUACAGACAGUAACUAUAAAACUACAGUGCUUCUACUUACUAGUGCUUCUAGUAAGUGGAGCUGAUAAAAUGGACAGUGAGUGUAGAAACAAGGUGGUGGUUUUAAUGUUAUAGGUAAUUGAUGUAUAUAUACACACAAAAGAUUCAUAGUGAUUACCUAUUAGCAUGAUCAGAUGAGUAAUCAUUUAUAUUUUCAGUGUUUUAUAAAGAGUCAUUUUGAGUUGUCAGGGUUGUGGGAUUUAUAGAUUAGUAGGAUGUGCAUGAAUUUGAUAUUUUUCUUCUUAAUGAAUGUAAUAAUGAUUGUGGUUUUAAAUGUAAGUGCAUAUAACAGUAAA
Trichomycterus rosablanca is the source of this 5775-nucleotide messenger RNA. Its product is annotated as interferon-induced very large GTPase 1-like. The record is from RefSeq and is a predicted model, not a curated record. NCBI's taxonomy places the organism in Eukaryota, Metazoa, Chordata, Actinopteri, Siluriformes, Trichomycteridae. The transcript is spliced from 2 exons. Gene Ontology annotation, molecular function: GTP binding. Bases 35 to 4729 code for a protein of 1564 amino acids.